This is a messenger RNA of Pocillopora meandrina, 8858 nucleotides long. Lineage: Eukaryota; Metazoa; Cnidaria; Anthozoa; Scleractinia; Pocilloporidae. The record is from the annotation of a GenBank genome assembly.
AUGGAGUAUGUGGACGAAAUCCCUUCUUCCGAAAACCAAACCAGGUAUUAAAAACACAGACGAUUUGCCAAACUUAGCUUUACUUAUACUUUGAUCUAGUCUUUUAAAGGAAAAACUCGCUUAAAAUAUUUCCUUUGGUUACUAUCUUCAGCCUUUGUUGUCAAUGUGGUGUGCUUACUACUCCGAACCCAUCCAACAUGUGCGUUGGGUGCCUACGAACGCAAGUCGACAUCACUGAGGGAAUUCCCAAGCAAAGUAAUUUAUAUUUCUGCAAAGCGUGUGAAAGGUAAGUUUUUCAGACUGAUUUAAUCUUGACCUCAUAUCGAUGCUUAAAAAUCGACGGAAACUCGUUUACUUCAUAGAUUUUGUCGCGUCAUAACUAUAAAUUGUGUUAUUGAAAAAAAAUGUGCUGAUAGCUACUAAAGAAGAACAUGGGAACAGUGUUGACAUUCGUAAAGUGACUAUAAAAGAUCUUCAAUCGGGUGAAUUGUACCUACAAGAGUUCAAAUUUUUAAAAUGUAAUAUGUCAUUAUCGUCAUUAUCAUCAUCAUCAUCAUCAUCAUUAUUAUUAUUAUCAUUUUCUUUAUCAAAACUAUAACAAGAUUCUCGGACGUGUUUGAUGUCACCAGCCCAAGUUGAGCACAAAUAGGACAGUGUACAUGUCAUGCUUUUCAUAGGACAGCGUAAUGUGAAAGUUGACACAUCACGCCUGUGUAACUGGACUGUAGGUGUCAUGUACACAUGCUGUUCUCAUGCAUUUUUCCCAGUUAACUGUUGUCUUUGUGUGAAAAUUUAUAAACAAUGUCUAGUUUCUUUCACAAAUUUUGUCAUAGUUUUAAUUAAUUGGUAACAGGACUUUGCAUCAUCCAAUUCUCUCUGUAAUCUUACUUGUGAUUCAUAAAUCAGCGAUGAUUAUGGACCAAAUUGGAUUCCACUCAGUCCUAUUAAUGUUAUUAAUAAUUAAUGUUAUUGGUAAAAAUCAAGUUUUGGUGCCAUGCCAGCUUGCUGAUUCAUACACCUUAACAUUUCCAUACUUACGGAUCUCCUCUAUUUUCUGUUUUUUCUUCAGAUAUCUUCAGCCGCCAAGCCAGUGGACAACAUGUGCAUUAGAAUCAAGAGAACUUCUAGCACUGUGUUUGAAAAAGCUAAAAGGGUUGAAUAAGGUGCAGUAAGGAAUAUAAAUCCUCUCUCUUGACUGCCACACAUUUUCUUGUAUUUUAGAUUGUAGAAUUGGGUGUUAGAUACUUACUAAACCCUUUAACUCCCAUGAGUGACCAGGACAGAACUUCCCCUUACGAUAUCAAUACAAUAUCAAGCAGACAAGUGUUGAGAAUAAAGAAAAAUAUUAAUUAUAGGAUUGUUAGUUGAUCCAAUACCAAAUUCUCAAAACUAACAUCACAAGAACUAAAUGACACACAGUAAGGAGAAUUACUAGUGAGAUCUUGGGAGUUAAAGGGUCAGAGUUCUUACCAGAGAUUUCCUUUAUUUUCACUCAUGUCCAUUUUGUAUUUGUGUUUGUAUCAUGAUAUAAGGAAAAAAUUAGAUUUUGGUCUGUUACAACCAAAAGGAGUUAUUAUAUGUAACUCAGUUGGUAGGAAAAGCAAGAUACUUACCAUUUGAACUUACAGAGAAAAUUUCAAAAAUACAUUCAGGAGACUAAGAUUUUGAUUCACCAGAAGAAAAGCAUGCAUCUUCUGAGGAUUCUCUUGAAGCUUAUUGUCUCAAACUUACUCACCACAUUGCCAAAAAGUUAAUAAUUGUUCAUUCAUCCAAAGAGCUAUCUGUCACCUUGUUAUGAAUUAGAACCCUCUAUGUCAUUAACUAAUUAAUAAUACAUCUUACUUCAGGUUCGCUUGGUUGAUGCAGGGUUUGUUUGGACAGAGCCUCAUUCUAAAAGAAUCAAAGUGAAAUUAACCAUUCAGAAAGAGGUUUGUUUUUUAUUGUGUUAGUGAUAAAAAUUUGAGUCAUCAUUCCCUAGAAACUUUGUCUUAAAGAUUCAAAGUAAUUGAGAAAUUAAAAUUAAAAAAACUUAGAAUCAGACAUCAUGCCCUUUACUCAUAUUCAUUGGGAGGAAAGAGUAAAACUGAUUGGUAAAACCUCUUCCAUUGCAGGUGGUAAAUUCAACGAUAUUGCAGCAGGUGUUUGUGGUGGAAUUUGUUGUGCAAAAUCAGAUGUGUGAUGCAUGUCAUCGACAGGCUGCUCAGGAUUACUGGAAGGCUGUUGUCCAAGUCAGACAGAAGGUACUGUGUGUUUAUUAAAGUAAUUGCAUUUUUUUUAGUGUGGGAGAACUGGGAAAUGAAAUUUGGUCAAGUGUCAAAGUGUCAUAUUUUGGAUCAAAAGGUCAUGAGUCUUGGACAGGAAUUCCUUUCAACUUAAAUUCAAAAUUAAGUUAAUAGCAUAUUCACAAUUUUGCCAGUGAGGAUGGAGGAACUUAGUCUUGUGCAUUUAUCAGCUCAUCACCAUGGUAGCUUAUCACAGUUUCUAGACCAUGAAGGGACAUGGAAUGCCUCUUCAUAAGUAUCCUUUUAAUAAUAUGAAAAGUUCUCUCUAAUAGUUUGAACCUCUGAGAAGUUAUGGUCAUGUCCAAGAACACAAUAGAAAAUCCUUGAUAAUGCCUUGAAUCCAGAACUUUUUAUAAAGCCUCAGUUGUUUGUUGGGUGGAUAACACUGGAUAAAUUGCCAUCCGCUGGACAGUGCAGUACUUUUUCUUAACUCUUAGGGAUUUAUCCAUAAGAUGGUGUAAUCUGCACUUUGAUUAACUGAGCAUGGGAGUCUUGAGGACUAACCAGUACUCAAAUAAGUCUUUCUUCCUCUGCAAACCAUUAGCCACCAAGAUGUGCUUAUGUUUUAGGCAGGUUGUAACUGCUAAAUUAAAUGAAAAUGUUAACUGUAAUCAAGAGUACAACAAUGAAAUAUUGUUUUGAUGUUUUUUCCAGACAUCACACAAGAAGACAUUCUUCUACCUUGAACAGUUAAUUUUGAAACAUGGAGCCCAUCAGAACACUGUGAAGGUCAAGCAAGAGUCAGGUAAGAGAGACAUUUAUUUUAAAAUUUAGUGAAAUUCAGGUGACUUUUGUGGAAGGGGAGAGGUUCCACCGUGUCAGCCCUGCUUUUGUUGUUUGACAGUAAUAACUGAACUUUGUUUUGUUACUAUAAUCAUAUGUAGACGGGGUGGACUUCUUCUAUGCAUCUAGAGCAGAUGCUCGCAAGUUUGUUGAAUUCUUGCAGUCUGUUGUUCCUUGCAGGUGAGGAGAAAUUGAAUUUAAACCCCUAACUCCAAAGGUCACAAUUAUGUAAUUCUCCCCACUGUUUGCCUUAGAUUUCUUAUCAUGCGGCUUCUGAGAAUUUGAUACCAGAUCGAACAGUUUCCAUCACCUGUGAGCUUGAUUGUCAUAGUUCACAUCCUUUUGGUAACACGCAUACAUGCACAUAAAUUGAAUGCAGCUGUUUUUUUUUUCCUGUUAUGAUUAUUAAGUAAACCUUUAAAAUUAUUUUCAGGUACAAAACGUCUGAGAAGCUCAUCUCCCAUGAUGUACACAACAAUACAUAUAACUACAAGUACACUUUCUCUGUGGAAAUUGUUCCUGUUUGCAGGGUUUGUAAUAAUACUAGUUUCAACAUCUAGUUUUGUUUAGUCCAGUCCAUUCCAAACACUACUCAAGCAUUUCCAAUGGCCAGGUUUAUUUUGGUUUUUGCCAUUGAAGGAGUUUUCAAGACAGUCCAAUGCUUAAUAUUUCAUGAUUAAUACAUGAAUCAUACAUGAUAAAAGAUUUCCAAUUCCAUGGAGUCUCAGAUAAAUGUUUUGUUCCCUGAAAUAUGAAAUAUAAGAACAAUUAGGUAGAUAUUUCAUGUCAGAGAAACCCUGAGCAAAAAUUAUGAUUUAGUUUAACCAGAAUCAAGGCAAAUUUCACAGAUUUUACAGUUAGGGUUUUCAGUAAGAAAUAGAAUAACACUGUGGAGGAUAAUUUAAUUUAAAACUGCAAGUGAACAUUCUCUACAUUUUUAGAAUUUAUUGCUCAGGCUAUGAUGAUUUAACCAGGGAAUCAGUCUGCAAAGUAACCAAAAAACUAUCUGAUCUACCAUGCCUAAUGAACACCAUGCUCAGUAUUCAGUUUUAAUUUUAAUAAUCAGCUGUGAUCACAAUGAUGUUUUCCAGGAGGAAGUUGUUUGUUUGCCUUUGAAAGUUUCAAGAUCUCUUGGUAACAUCAGGUAAGAAAAUGGAAAAAUUUUAUUAACCAGCUUGAGGUUGUAUUGAUGCAUCUGCAAUAUUCCGAGGGAUGCUUAGGGCAAGUUUUCCAAAGUACUUGGUCUUCAACCAAGGAAAAAAUCAUUAAACCCCAACACUGGCAGUCUUCGAAGUUGAUGGCUCAAUGUAUUUUGCUCUCAAAAAGUUAAGUUUACAUGUGCAAUAAUGAAUUCUUUUAUUUGAAAUCAGAGAAGUAAAUUUGUGAUCUUAAAAGAUUACAAAGGAAGAAAGUAAGUCCACUGCAAAUUUUGAAAAUACUGUUUGCCUCAGAGUAAUGAUGCCAGGAGAGGAGGAAAAACAUUUCACUUUAUGGCUCCAAAAAAAUUUUUUUCAAUUUCAGUCAUUGCAGAGUGUGUGAUAUUAUCAGUACUGAACUUGUUGUCAUUGCUUUUUAUUUUUCAGUCAAAAUGUCAUCUGUAACCGAGUCAGCACAAAUUUACAGUUUAUUGAUCCAGCAACAUUACAAAGUAAGUUUUCAUAUCAGAGCUGUAGUUUUCAUGCUGUCAUGUUCAAACAGAUGCAAUAACCAAAUGGAAGGCAACAAGCCCAGUUACUGUGCCAAAUGAUAUUGAAGAGGUGGGGUAAGGGAAUGGGAAGGUGGAGGCAAAUCAAGUCAUAGAGGCUGAUUGGUCCAAGUGCCACAGAUCAUGCCAGGGUUCUGCAGCAUAGAGGGAACAUUACUGAUUCCACCCCUGUUGGGUGGGAUGCUUUGUUGACCUAAGGGACCCCCCCUGUGCAUUUUUAUGCAAUGAUGUUAUUCUUGAUGGUUCACAAAUACCAAUGAAUACCUGUAAAUGGAGAGUGGUAUUGUGAGAGUCGAUUGUGUUGUGCUAGUUGUUACUUGAUUUAUUAUGAAAGUGUUUUAUUAAAACCCUUUAGCCUCUAAGAGUGUCUAGCAUCUAAAUUCUCCAUACAAUAUCACCCCUGAAUCACACACUAAGGUCAUGAGAAUAAUGGAAAUGAUCAACAACUACAGAAGUAGAUUGUUACACUGAUUCUCCUUGUCAGCAUCUGAGCAAAUGUCUAGAGAACAGUAUGGAGAAUGUGCAUACUGAUGUUAGGGUGUAAACAGUUAAGAAUGGAAGUGGAACCUAGGAGUGGAACCUGGACCCUUUCUGUGCUGAGUCCAGUGCUAAACUGUAGGCCUCUGCAUCCUGAGAAUGUGUAAUAACUAUCAUAAAAACAUGGUUCAUUUCAAGAUGAAUAAAAACCAAGGAAAAGUUAAAUUGAAUGUAUUCAAAUGAUUAUUAAAGUCAAUUACCAUUUUCUAUCUUUUGUUUUUCUAUGUCAUUUAGCUGCAGAAAUCUCAGCAUCGAACUACUGGCGUCUGCCUUUCAAAAGCCUUUGCACAUAUAAGCAAUUUACUGAGUACAUGGUUCUUCAGAUUGAGCCAGUUGAUUCAAAGAAUUUAUCUUCGUCAACAACCAACCUCAGUCAAAGGGUAUCUGAAAUUUCUGUAUACAUGAAUAAGAACUUAGCUGUGUUCUCUAAUAUCCUCUUAUUUAAGGCAAAUAUUCCCGAAAUAUGAUUUGAGAGGGUUAAAUUAAAUCCCUUAUCCACCAGUGAGUCUCUUUUACUGAUUUUAAAGUAAAGUACCCCUACUCCUUGGGAUUUUCCGCCAUCGUGCUAUUAAGGGGGUUUGUGAAAAGACUUUUGUUGGUCACUUUAAGUCAGACUUGGCUUUUGUAGGGUCAAAAUAUCUCAGAUGUUUUAUGGGUAUAUUUUUAGUCAUAACCAUGUAUGUAAUUGUGCUAUCGAAAACGUUAUUCUCCUCGGGUUUGACAAAUACCUACCAAAAAUAUUAUUUAUUUUCACGUUGGCUUCACAGAGCGCUUCUCAAUGAUUAUUAAGAUGGUCUUUUUUUUUUUUUUUUUUUAUUUUUUGUUUUUUUUUUUUUUUUUUUUGCUUUAUCAGCAUGUUUUGGCGGAUGUAUGGGUAGCGCGGAUGCAGGACCUGGGUACGAAUGAUUGUCAGUAUCACUGCCGCACUCAUCUUGGCCAUCUCCUGAAGACUGGGGAUACUGUUUUGGGGUAAGACUAAACCCCAUCCCCCCAUCCCUCCUAUCCUUUUGUUUUGUACCGACGUCACAGACUGGUCUUUGAGAAUAACUAGUGGUUCAUCUUUCAAGUGCGGCAUGGAACCUCAAAGAAAGAGAUAUGGUAUUUUCAUACCAAAUCGUGUCGUUGAAUCGCAGAUAAUUAACUAUGAAACAUACUUUAAUUAUUUCACUCGUACUUUUGCUGUUAUGUACACUUAACGAGGAGUAUUUCACAUGUACCAUUGUUAUGUACACUUUGAGAAAACCGUUUGAAAAGUGUGGUUUGUUCAAAUGCUAUAAACGCUUAGUUUUUUUUAUAUGUUUUUAUGUUUGUUUUUGGAUAGAUUUGAUUUCACAACAACAAAUGUAAGCGAUGAGAAUCUUGCCAAGAUGAACCCCGAACGAAUUCCAGAUGUGGUAAGAGGUCUCACUGUGUUUGUGAUGAGUUAAGUUCAGUUUUCAGCCGUAAGUCACCGCCAAAAGAACAGCCGUGGGCUAGAAACCACUCAACCAUGCAGUCUUAAAGAAGACUACUACAUAUUAAUUUUGUAAGAUAAAAAAUCUGAAAGAGGCAAUAGUAAGCAAAGAAAAGACAAGGAUUGUUAACGAUGGAGAAGAUUGACGCGGAUUGAAAAUUAUGAACUUGAGUCAAAUUUUGAGCCCUACAAAAAAAUCUUCAAUUUUAAGGAAGACUUCAGAAUUUCAAUUGAGCAAGAAAUAGAAAUAAAAAAGAACCAAAGGGAAUUAAAGAAAGAAAAGGGAUGACUAAGGAUGGAGAGGAUUAAAACAGAUUUCAAUUGACUCACCAGAAGAACGUAGACUAAGUUUUUCAAGAUGCAGAAACGUUAGCUUUACUCCUUUAAUGAGAUGUUUGUUGUCAAAACUUCCAGAUUUUGGUGAAGAAAUCCUACGGUGACAAGAAGAAGCGACGGCGGAGAAGAAACUGGAAAUUAAAGGGUCUUGACAAAGAAAUGGCAGGAAUUGAUCAAGACAGUUUGGAUGGGUACUGUAAUUGUUUUGAUGGAUUUAUGAAGGACGUAUUCGCUUUGCUCGGCGCAUGGCCUGUCCUCGGCGUAUGGCCUGUCCUCGGUGCAUGGCCUGUCCUUGCCUUAAUUUCAUGUUUCUUUGUGUGUAAAAAUGAUUGGAAAGGUGUUUGUUGAAUUGAAAUGUUCUUUUAGUCAUGGGAAAGGGAAAAUGAGAAAGUAUGAAUGACCCAUAAAAUUAUGAAAACAUUAGCGAACAUUCUGUUUUAAAAGGUAUGCACAUGCGCUGAGCAGCAGAACCGACCCUUUGUUCCAAUGUCCUUAUUCAACACUAUAGCGAGGUGAUUUGUUUGACACUAUGACCGAAUUUAAUCUAAGCAAUUUAUCUGUGCAGAGAUUACGAUGCUUUCCUUGGUGAUCUGGAGGAAGAUAAGACCUACCGACAGCAGGUCAACAUUUAUGUCGGUAAGUGAUUAACACCUAAUUUAUCUCUGCAAAAACAUAGCGUCAUGUUCUAACGUAAUCCGGAAUAUUCCAUAGUUUUUAUUUUAUUCCAUUCUAUGAUUGGUCGAGAAAGCUCCCGCUUUCCUCUCAAACAAUCACUUGUAAAACCCAACUUCAAUUGGUCUGGCCGUCCAUGCCUGUUUACAAAGAAUCCUUGUGAAGUUCAGUUUUGUUCUGAUCAGCAGUUGUAGUUACUUUGGUCUUUGUUUUACAACGCUUCGCGAAAUGUGCUCUACACAUAGUUUCCCGCAUGGACCAUAUUGUAUCCGAGAUGAGUAGGAAUUUUGCCUGAGAGUGAAUUCUCAGAUCAAGAUAAAAUACUCUAGAACAAAGCUGGCUAGGAAACUAAUUGAAAUCAUUAUUACUUUCAGAUCGUGAUUACAAAGGCGCCUCAGAAGAUGAUGACGAUGACGCCCCACGGAUAAGUCUCCAGGAGAUGUUAGAGGACCUGCAUCUUGAGGAAUCCGAUGCAGGGGACCACGGGGCGGAAACGGGCGCCAUGAUGACAGAAUGAUGUACCUGGCUAAAUAUUCAACGGCAAUAUCAAAAGCAGACACUUUUCACAAUGAGACAAGAUGACAUCAAUGAAAACGUACUGAAUAAACUUGGUGUCACUUGCACUUUUGAGCUCACGUGUCUUUCACUUUUGAGCUCACGUGUCUUGCACUUUUUAGCUCACGUGUUGACUUGAUUUCGUCUCAUGACACUUCGAGUGUCUUCGACUUCCGUUUGGAUCCGCACUAUCGUGACCAAGUUUCAGGUGACAAUUUUGAAGAAAGCUUUUUGAAAUGCUGUGGCAGAGGAGAAGGUGUAAAUGUAUUCACCUUCCUACCGUGUCCAAAAAUAGAUGCUUUUAUCGUAUGGCGUACACGAUGUCUAUUUUUUCUUCGUAUGGAAACCUAAAAGCUUUUGAAAGUUUUUCAUCGAACUCUUCUACUCUAGGUCGAAUGAAUUACUGCUCUGGUUGAUUCAAAAAGACAAAUUAGAUCAAGUAAUAUCUACAGAUUAUAUCGUAAAAUAUCUAACUCUCAGUGUUUAAAAUUCCUAGCCUUGAGAUUUUGUUAAAAGAAAUUUAUCCUAUUCCGGC